AUGUUCACUCAAGACGCAAACCGCCUCACUUACACCUACGACCACGAGGUCCUCCACCUCGAGCCAUGGGGACCCAACGCGUUCCGCGUCCGCUCGACCAAGAGCGACGCCAUGCCCCCAGAAGACUGGGCACUGGAUGAGCCCGUCCCCAAGCUCAGCCCAGAGAUCAAGAUCAGCGAUGACGAGGCAACCAUCACUAAUGGGCAGAUCCGCGCCACGGUCUCCCGCAGCGGCAAGGUCACGAUGCACAACGCCGCGACGGGCGAGCUCAUCUUCGAGGAGUACACGCGCACGCGGGACGAUGUGCGCGACCCAAAGGCGUCGGCGCUGUACGUGCAGGCGCGGGAGUUCAAGCCCAUCACCGGCGGGGACUACGCGCUGACCCUGCGGCUGGAGUCCGUGUCGAAGAAGGAGAAGCUGUACGGCAUGGGCCAGUACCAGCAGCCGUACCUGGACCUGAAGGGGACGGACCUGGAGCUGGCGCACCGCAACAGCCAGGCCAGCGUGCCGUUCCUCCUCAGCAGCCUGGGAUACGGACUACUCUGGAACAAUCCCAGUGUUGGGAGGGCGGUGCUGGGCACUAACAUAAUGUCGUUUUCUGCGUCGAGUACUAAGAAGCUGGAUUACUGGAUCGUGGUGGACGAGUCCCCCAGGAAGAUUGUCGAGGCCUAUUGCAACGUGACGGGCAAGCCGCCCCAGAUGCCCGAGUACGGCCUCGGGUUCUGGCAGAGCAAGCUGCGGUACCAGACCCAGGAGGAGACGCUGCAGGUGGCAAGGGAGUACAAGCGGCGGAACCUGCCCCUGGACGUCCUCGUCAUCGACUUCUUCCACUGGCGCGCACAAGGGGAAUGGUCCUUCGACAAGGACUACUGGCCAGACCCGCAGGCGAUGUGCGACGAGCUGCGGUCCCUGGGCGUCGAGCCCAUGGUGUCGAUCUGGCCGACGGUCGAGCCGGACAGCGAGAACUGGGACGAGAUGCUGGAGAAGGGCCUGCUGAUCCGGAGCGAGCGCGGGUUCCGGCACGUGAUGGACUUCCAGGCCAACACGACGCACUUCGACGCGACCAGCCCGGCGGCGCGCAAGUACGUGUGGGGGAAAGCCGCAAAGAACUACGGGCAGUACGGGAUCCGGCUGUUCUGGCUCGACGAGGCGGAGCCAGAGUACCGGCACUACGACUUUGACAACUGGCGGUACCACCUUGGCCCCUCGCUCGCCGUGGGCAACAUCUACCCGCGGCACUACUCGCAGGCCUUCUACGAGGGCGCGACGGCCGUGGACGGGUCAGGCAAGUUCCACGGCCGCGAGCCCAACACGGUCAACCUGGUGCGGUGCGCGUGGGCGGGGAGCCAGAAGUUCGGCGCGCUGGUCUGGAGCGGCGACAUCGCGAGCAGCUGGGGCAGCCUGCGCAACCAGCUCGCCGCGGGGCUGAACAUGGGCGUCGCCGGCAUCUCGCACUGGACGACUGACAUCGGCGGCUUCCACGGCGGCGACCCCGAGGACGAGGGGUUCAGGGAGCUGCUGGUGAGGUGGUUCCAGUGGGGGGUCUUCCUGCCCGUGUUCCGGCUCCACGGGGACAGGUACCCGAACAAGCCGCCGCUUUCUAACAGCGGCGGUGGGAAGUGCCCGUCUGGCGCGGAUAAUGAGGUGUGGUCGUACGGGGAGAAGGUCGGUGCGAUUCUUGAGCGGUAUCUCAAGCUUAGGGAGACCCUGAGGGAAUACGUCAGGAGCUUGAUGACAGAGGCAAGCGAGACGGGUGCGCCCCUGAUAAGGCCACUCUUCCUGGAGUUCCCCAAGGAUAAGCAGGCUUGGGAGGUCGAGGAUGAGUACAUGUUUGGUGGGAAGUACCUCGUUGCUCCCAUUCUCUACCCGGGGUUGACCAAGAGGAAGGUUUACUUUCCCCUUGGGGUGAAGUGGAAGGAAAUGGAGGGAGACAAAGUGUACGAAGGUGGUGCAACAUCUGAGGUGGAUGCACCGCUAGAGCGCUUGCCGGUUUUCGAGAGGACAUGA
This is a messenger RNA of Diaporthe citri, 2007 nucleotides long. RefSeq lists its product as uncharacterized. Gene Ontology annotation, molecular function: hydrolase activity, hydrolyzing O-glycosyl compounds; carbohydrate binding. Lineage: Eukaryota; Fungi; Ascomycota; Sordariomycetes; Diaporthales; Diaporthaceae. The record is from RefSeq and is a predicted model, not a curated record. The transcript has a single exon. Gene Ontology annotation, biological process: carbohydrate metabolic process. The coding region runs from base 1 to 2007 and encodes 668 amino acids.